Messenger RNA from Cydia amplana, 1154 nucleotides. Its product is annotated as HMG box-containing protein 4. Bases 121 to 1152 code for a protein of 343 amino acids. The record is from RefSeq and is a predicted model, not a curated record. NCBI's taxonomy places the organism in Eukaryota, Metazoa, Arthropoda, Insecta, Lepidoptera, Tortricidae. The transcript is spliced from 8 exons.
AAUUACAGUAAAAUCGGCGCAGUUUCUCUAAAUCAACUAAAUCUAUCACUUCUCCUUCAAUAAUUUCCUUCAACAAACGCGUAAUUCACAGUUAACAACUAUCAGCAGCCAACCUUAAACAUGCAAGACGAGGUCACAGGUAUCUCGCGGAGCGGGCGAGUGCGGAAGAAGAGCUCCAAGCUCAUGGAUUUCGAGUCUCCGGACGAUAUCGAGACGCGGUUCCGGCGGCAGACGCCCGUGAAGUCCUACACGGCGUUUAGGCAGGAGGAACAGCCAGAGUUCAGAGAGGCGCCGCAGCCGAUGGAGGAGGGUGCGGCGUCGGGCAGCGACUCUGAUUAUUAUGAGAAUAACGGGGAGAAUGCUGAAAGUAUGGAGUCGGACAGCUCCGCCUCGGACGAGGGCUCGGCUCGCACACCGGCGAACUCUCUCUACAUGAUGGAGAAGAGCAAGAAGAAACUUAUUGUUAAGGACGGGAAGGUCAUUGGACGCGCUAAGGCUCAGCGGAAAGAUAAAGGCAAGACGCGUAUCACUGCAUACAUGUUGUGGGCCAAAGAGGCGCGUAACGAACUGCUUCGUAACCACCCCGAUAUGGACUUUAGCGCCAUCUCCAAACGGCUGGGGGAAAUGUGGUCUAAUGUGAACUAUAAUGAGCGCUACUUGUGGAAGCGUAAGGCGAAGCGCUUCGCCAUGCAGAAGGAACAGAGCCUCCACUCGGGAGUCAGCAAGAUCAUAUCUAAUCCGAGCCCCCGGCCGACCCACCCGGGCCCGGGCCGCCCGCCGGCGCGCCGCACGGUGCCGGAGCCUCUGCCGCCCAACAACCAGAUCAUACCGGUAAGCUUAUCUAACUAUACUAUAGUGUCAGGGGCGGCACAAAGCGGCGCCGGCGUGUACCGCGUGACUGGCGUGGGUGCUGUCGAGGUGGCCGCACAUCUGCGACUCCUGGGCGAGAGCCUGGCCAUCAUCGGGGAGCGGCUCAAGGAGCACGAGGGCCAGAUAGCGGUGUCCGGGUCGGUGUCGGUGCUGCUGGACACGCUGCUGUGCGCGCUGGCGCCGCUGCUGGGCGUGUGCCGCGCCGUGCCGCAGCUCGCGCCGCCGCCCGCGCUACUGCAGCGCACGCUCCACAACAUCGCCUACAUCAUGCCCGGCCUCUAGGA